Mya arenaria is the source of this 6061-nucleotide messenger RNA. RefSeq names its product transcription elongation factor SPT6-like. Gene Ontology annotation, molecular function: histone binding; nucleosome binding; DNA binding. The record is from RefSeq and is a predicted model, not a curated record. NCBI's taxonomy places the organism in Eukaryota, Metazoa, Mollusca, Bivalvia, Myida, Myidae. Gene Ontology annotation, cellular component: transcription elongation factor complex. Gene Ontology annotation, biological process: transcription elongation-coupled chromatin remodeling; transcription elongation by RNA polymerase II; nucleosome organization.
UUUCUUAUUACAAUAUGGAGUCCAUGCUUGAGAAAUCUAUAUUUGUUUGAAUAAAAAUUAAAGAAGAAUGGACUUUUUUGAAGAUGAGGCUGAAGUCUCUGACCACAGCAGUAGUGCUUCGGCAUCUGAUGCUGGGUCAGACUCAGAUGUCUCAGAUUCAAGUGUGAAACAGAAGAAGGUAAAGAAGGACAAAAAGAAGAAAAAGGUCGUUGUAUCAGAUGAUGAUGAUGACGACGAAGAUGAAGAUAUUGAUGAGGCAGCAAUUGCUGAGGAGAUGAAGGAUUUUAUUAAUGAGGAGGAGGAAGAAGAGGGUGGAGAAGAGGAGGAGGAGGGCCCUGGCGCAGAGAAACGCAAACGUGAGUCUGAGGAAGAGGAGGAUGACCAGCUAGAGGAUGAGGAUUACGACCUCAUUGAGGAAAACCUCGGCAUAAAAGUGAAACGGUCCAAAAAGUUGAAGCGUAUCAAGCGUGUGGUGACAGAUGAUGAGGACAGUGAAGGAGAAAGGGAGCGAGGUGAGGACGAGAGGGAGAGGAUCGCCAAUGAGUUGUUUGAGGGCGACGAGGAUGAUGGAGAGGAGGAGGACGAUGCUCGGUCCCGUAUGACCAAGGCCGAGACUGAGGUGCAGGACCUCACUGUGGAGGGAUCAGAGGAGGAGGAUGAAUUGGAUGAUUUCAUUGUUGGAGAUGAUGGUCAACCCAUCAGGGGGAAGAAAAAGAAAAGGCACAUCAUCCACUCAGAUGCCCUUCUGCAGGAGGCCCAGGACAUUUUUGGUGUGGACUUUGAUUUUGAUGAGUUUAAGGAGUACGCCGGGGAGGAAUCUGAGGAGGAGGAAGAUGAGUACGAGGAAGAGGACAUGGAUGAAGAGGGGGGCACACAGAAGAAAGAGAAAAAGACUCGACCAAAGAAGGGACUCAAGGCCUCCGCUUCUUAUGAGCCGGAGGCAUUGAAGAGGGCGUUUAUGACAGAGCAGGACAAUGUUGUCCGAAACACAGACAUGCCCGAGCGAUUUCAGCUGAGGACCACGCCUCUGAAGGAGACUGAAGAAGGGGAGUUGGAGGAGGAGGCAGAGUGGAUUUACAAGCAGGCCUUCCGUGUACCACCCAUAUCCACACAGACAUUCUCAGAGCAGGAUGGGGGCAGUUUUGGUUACAACAAGAAAGGCCCUACCAUGGUAGAGAAGAUAAAAAAAGCAGUGGACUUCAUGAGAAACAAACACCAAGAGGUGCCGUUUAUUGCUUUCUACCGCAAAGAGUAUGUGGAACCAGAUCUGAACAUCAAUGAUCUAUGGAAGGUGUGGCACUGGGAUGAAAAGUGGAGCCAGUUACGUACCAGGAAGCUGAACCUGAUCCGACUGUUUGAGCGCAUGCAGUCUUACCAGUAUGAGGUGAACUCUGACCCGGAUAAGGUUCUUGCCACCAACGUGCGGACACUCACAGAAGAGGAUAUUGAUAGGGUGCGUAAGGUGGAGAAUAUGGAUGAGCUGCGUGACGUGUACAACCACUUUCUUCUCUACUACGGCUCCGACCUUCCCAAGAUGCGCAUCCUGGAGCGAGAAAAACGGCGUGAAGAGCGUGAGGAAGGUGGUGAGGGACGGGAUAUUGAUGAUGAGGGAGACACGGUGAAACACGCCUCCCGCAAGUCUGGAUAUACUAUCUGUGUCAACAACAAACUGGAUGAGAUAGCCUUGAGGUUUGGUCUAACUCCGGAGCAGUUUGGUGAGAACAUUCGAGACAACUACACAAGGCAUGAAGUAGAUCAGUGCCCUAUGGAGCCACAAGAAAUGGCCAAAGACUAUAUCUCUGGUCAAUUCCCAACAGCAGAGGAGGUGUUGCUAGGAGCUCGUCACAUGGUUGCCAUGCAGCUGUCACAUGACCCUAUGGUGCGUCAGGCUGUCCGGGCAGCAUUCUUUGAACGGGCACGAUUACAUGUUGUCCCAACAAAACAGGGAAUAAAGGUGAUAGAUGAAGCCCACCCAUGCUACCCACAGAAGUACCUGAAGAACAAGCCUGUGCGUGACCUGAAGGAUGAGCAGUUCUUGCGACUCGUGGAGGCAGAGGAUGAGAAACUCCUCACCAUCUCCAUCACCAUGGACGAGGACACGGACAACCCUAACAUACAGAAAUACUUUGAGGAGAUCAGGAACCUCUACUACAGAGAUGAGUUCAGCCACCUGGUGCAGCAGUGGAACACACAGCGAACACAGGCCCUGGAGAGAGCCCUCACCAAGAUCCUGUACCCACAGUUUGAGAAGGAAAUCCGCCUUAAACUCAUUAAUGAGGCUAAAGAGGGAAUUCUCAAGGCAUGUUGUCGUAAGCUGUACAACUGGCUGAAGGUGGCGCCCUAUGAGAUGGAACAGCAGAUGGAUGAUGACUACGACCUCGAUGAUAACGACACUGGCGUCAGGGUCCUUGGCAUUGCUUACAUAGCUGAGAGGGACACAACAGCUUUUGGAUGCAUGGUGAACGGGGAGGGGGAUGUAUCGGACUUCAUCCGCCUGCCCAACCUCACAAAGAGGAUCCGCUCACAGAGAUACAUGGAGAGAGAGGAAAAAGAAAAAGACAUGGAAAGAUUGAAGACCUUCAUAGAAACCAAAAAGCCACAUGUGAUAGCAGUUACAGCUGAAAACAUUGAUGCAUUGAUGAUCGUUGAUGACAUCAAGAAGGUGAUAGCUGAGCUCGAGCAGGAGGCCCAGAUGCCGCCCAUCAACGUUGAGCUUGUAGAUAACGAGCUAGCCCUUGUUUACGCCAACAGUGCUCGUGCUGAUGAAGAGUUCCGUGAGUAUCCACCCGUGUUGCGUCAUGCUGUGUGUGUGGCUCGGAGGUUGCAGGAUCCUCUCAUUGAAUACGCCCAACUGUGUAACCAGGACGAUGACAUACUCUGUCUCAAAUAUCAUCCCAUGCAGGACUCUCUGCCAAAAGAAGAGCUGUUGAAUGCGUUAAACCUGGAGUUUGUGAACCGGGUGAAUGAGGUGGGCGUGGAUGUGAACCGGGCCAUAACCAACUCUCACACUGCUGUCCUUGUGCAGUUUAUUUGUGGCCUGGGGCCAAGGAAAGGGGCUGCUCUCCUCAGGACAUUACGCCAAAACAGCACUCGGCUGGAGAACAGAACUCAUCUAGUCACCAUGUGUAGAAUGGGACCAAAGGUUUUCAUCAACUGUGCUGGAUUCAUCAAAAUAGACACCAACUCACUUGGUGACAGCACGGAGGCAUAUGUGGAGGUUUUGGAUGGUUCUCGUGUGCACCCAGAGUACUAUGAGUGGGCAAGAAAGAUGGCUGUCGACGCGCUUGAAUAUGACGACACAGCGGAGGAUGCCAAUCCAGCCGGGGCCCUUGAGGAAAUCCUUGAGAGCCCAGAGAGGCUUAAAGACCUUGACCUUGAUGCCUUUGCAGAGGAACUUGAGAGACAGGGCUAUGGUGACAAGCACACCACUCUGUAUGACAUCAGAGCUGAGUUGAACCACAGGUAUAAGGAUUUACGAACCCCCUACCGAUCACCUACCAAUGAGGAACGAUUCAACAUGAUUACCAAAGAAACACCAGACACAUUCUACAUAGGCAAGCUUAUGUUAGUGCGAGUGGUUGGUAUCGCUCACCGGAAACCCCACGGUGAGCAGCUGGACCAGGCAGACCCUGUCAGGAACGAAGAUACUGGUCUCUGGCAGUGCCCAUUCUGUAACAAGAAUGACUUCCCUGAGCUCAGUGAGGUAUGGAGUCACUUUGACAAUGGAAGUUGUCCUGGCUCUGCAGUUGGGGUCCGAAGUCGCCUUGACAAUGGCUGCACCGGUUUCAUACACAUCAAUCUUAGUGACAAAACUGUUACAGACCCGCUGGAGAGAGUUAAGAUCGGAAUGACUGUCCAUGCACGAAUCACAAAGAUUGACAUUGACCGCUUCACAUUGGAUCUUUCCACAAAGACUUCGGACCUACUAGACAAGGACAACCAGUGGAAACCUCCCAAAGACCUUUACUAUGAUGCUGACAAAGAGAAAAGCGAGUUAGAAAAAGAGGAUGAGAAAAAGAAAUUGCAAGCCAGACAGACAUACAUAAAGCGUGUGAUAGCGCACCCUAACUUCCACAACAUCAGCUACAAGGAGUGUGAGAAGAUCUUGGCCAACAUGGACCAGGGAGAGUGCAUUAUCAGGCCCAGUAGUAAGGGUGCAGACCACCUGACUGUGACAUGGAAGGUAGCUGAUGGGGUCCUACAUCACAUAGAUGUAGUGGAGCAGGGCAAGGAGAAUGCCUUUAGUCUCGGCAAGUCCCUACUCAUCGGUAAUGAGGAGUUUGAAGAUCUUGAUGAAAUCAUAGCCAGACAUGUUCAGCCCAUGGCAUCCCAUGCCCGUGACAUUCUCAACUUCAAAAAUUACAUGGACAUGGAUGGAGGAAAGAAAGAGGUUGCAGAAAGGAAACUGUACGAGGAAAAGAAAAAAUACCCAUCUAAGAUUCCCUAUUACCUGAGUGCCACAAAGCAAUAUCCCAGCAAGUUCCUGCUGUGUUACAUGCCUCGAAACAAGCCACGUUCAGAAUACAUCAGCGUGAGCCCGGAAGGCUUCAAGUACCGUCACAAGAGCUUCCAUUCCCUCAACUCAAUGAUGCGCUGGUUCAAGGAGCACUUCCGGGAUCCCAUAAUUGGCAUGGGUACACCCAGUGGUAGAACACCCAUGGUUGGCCAUACUCCAAACUUCAGCAUGCAAGGUGUGGAUGCUGCAGCCAUUCAUCGUGCAGCAAAGGGUCUUCCCAGCAAUAUUUACAACACGUUGGCCCAGGUGGCGGGCGUCACUCCUGCUGCUGGGGUCACACCAAGGGUCACACCUGGAUUCACACCCGCAGGGUUCACCCCCAGGACGGGGUUCACUCCACACACACCACAGGCUGGCACCAGUGGAUACAGGUCUGGAGUAAGUGUGACCCCACUGCUGACCCCAGCAGCUGCUGCCACACCCUCCUAUCAGCCAACCCCGAAGGCCCAGUGGCCAGGUGCUACACCCAGGACCCCCCGCAGCAGUGGACAAUCUAGUAGCAAGGCGGGCACAGACUGGGCAAAGGCUGCGGAGAUGUGGGCCAAGCACAAAAAGUUGGCCCCAGGGACCCCUCGCAGUCCCGCAGUGCGUCAGUCCCCCAGGGGUCGCGUCGGACAAUCUCCCGCGGGAGACGCCACACCACUGUUUGAUGAGUGAGAGGAGAUGGGACUGGCAGAUGGAUAAAAUACGUGGACGAGAAUAGAGCAAAUAUGAUUGAUUAAUGGCCAAAUCAUGAAAGACCAUAUUGACAAAAAUCAGUCUUCUGCAUGUGACAUUGUGUGGAUUGUGUCAAGCAGUGUAUUAAGAAUUUUACCUUUGGUAUUCGAUCUGUUCAAUUUAAGUGGAUGCCAGGUUUUUUCAGCAAUUUUCUCAAUCAUGAGUUGCUUUGCCUAUUAACAGUGUGAAGUUGAUUGUUUUACGUUAAAAUGCAUGAAAGCAUAGUGUCAGAGCAAAGUAUGCGUUUGUAAAGUGUCUCUUCCUCAUCAUGAUAGAGAAAUUGUAUAUACAAUGUAGAUUUUUUUAUUUGUCUUAUUUUAUUUACAAUAAAUAUUUAAGAUAAUGUUGAUUAUGUCAGAGGUUUGAAACCGCACUCAUGUCAUUAUUAAGUUUUAUAUCUGCCUUCUAUAUAGCGUGGGGCCUAUGAUAGAAAGUAUGGUAGCAAAGUAUGGUAGUAAAACAAAAAUACUUCCAUACAUGCACGUGCAUGUACAAUAUGUUAAUGUGCAGUAUGGAAAUACUACAUGUGUAUGUACUGAGGACUACACUGAUAAUUACCGUGAGUUGGAGAAGCUGCAUUUUGUAUAAAGGUGGUUUAUUCGUACAUUCGUACGGUAGUAUAGGCUUAUUCUGAUGCUCGUUGUGGUCGCACGCAAUAUGGAUGACAAAUGUGGCAAUUGUUCAAAGUGUUACUGCAUCUUUUGGCCGUAGAAAACAACAAAAGAUUUGUGUAAAACUGGUUUAACAUAAUAGUACAAACAGUGCUUAAGUUCUUAAUUACUAUGCUCUUGCUUAUGUAAAUAUGGCUGUUUAUGAUUGAAAAUGCAA